UUUCUUAAACAAACACCUUGCAAUAGCUGAAAGAACAAAAAAGAAGAGAGGAAAGGGGCUUUAGAUGACAAAUUGUCUAUUUGAAUAAAUAAACGCCAUGGGAGCUUAGCUUAGUUGAACAAACGAUGUUGGCCACGUACCUUAUACUAUGCAUACUUAUCUCCCUUGUAUUGGGCGAAAUACUUGUAUACUUGGGGAUUUGUUUCAACACCCAAUUUCAAGAACCAAUUCUUCUGGCUUUGUCUCGCAGAAACAGCACUUUGUUUGUAUGGAUACGGAUAUUGAUGUUCGCCAUUUUCGUGUAUUGGGUAUACACAAGUAUCUCCAUUUUAUGUAGCUGGAGGAUGUUUCAUGGACCCAUCAAUUGGAGUGAUGGGGUUACUCUCAAUUUACUAAUUCUACAAUCUUCUCUCAUGGGAUUUUCACUAUUUGCAUGGAUGGUGUUGGACAAAUUGCACCCUGUAAUAUUGGAGAACAUCUCUGUUAGGAAGAUUAUCAAGGCUGAAAGAAAAAUGCUUCAGGAAAGGAAAUUGCAUAUGGAGGAUCAUCGUAGAGUUUUACAGGGUAAGGUUGCAGAAUUGACAGCUAACAUGAAGAAACUGAAAAUGGAUUAUCAGAUGAAGGCUAAUAAGGCUCAAGCUGAAGGAGCUAUCGUGUUGGAAUUAAAGAAAAACUUUGAAGAAUUCCGUCUUAAAUAUGAUCGUUUGUUUGAUUACAAUCAAACACUUCGGAAUCAGUUGCAGUCAAUAAGCCACGAGGUCCAGAAAAUUGACGUGUUAAAUGAAUGGUCUAAUUUGAAAUCCAAGCUUGGGUUCCCAACAGUUGAAAAUAAUGGAAAAUGUGUAGAUUUUGAGAAUGCACCGGAAACAGCAACAAAAUAUGGUGAGUACCCUAUCUCCGCCACUGCUUCAUCAUCCUCGCCCAGACACCGCAGACCAAUUUAUCAAUUUUGAUGUCAACUAACACUUGCUUCCACUGAAAGAUACUUCUUUGUAAGUAUAACCAAUGUAAAUUAUCAAAGAGAACUGAUGACUGAAAGUUGGAUGUGCAUAGCCUUGAGCUUUAAUUUCCUCUUCUUCUUCCAUUUAUUAGUAACUACAAAGGUGAAUAAAAUUGAUAAAUUUACCUUGCUUCUCA
Messenger RNA from Solanum lycopersicum (tomato), 1137 nucleotides. RefSeq lists its product as uncharacterized. The record is from RefSeq and is a predicted model, not a curated record. Lineage: Eukaryota; Viridiplantae; Streptophyta; Magnoliopsida; Solanales; Solanaceae. Gene Ontology annotation, cellular component: endoplasmic reticulum; endoplasmic reticulum membrane. Gene Ontology annotation, biological process: endoplasmic reticulum to Golgi vesicle-mediated transport; intracellular protein transport.